Molecule: messenger RNA, 1974 nt
Organism: Wyeomyia smithii (pitcher-plant mosquito)
Lineage: Eukaryota; Metazoa; Arthropoda; Insecta; Diptera; Culicidae
Exons: 4
Coding region: 1-1974 (657 amino acids)
Source: RefSeq, a predicted model, not a curated record
AUGCCAGCCAGCGUUCAGCAGUCGUCCCGGUCCUGUGUUUGGAGUGGGAGAGGGGGUUCUCCGAAAUGUAAACCCAGACCUCCUCGCCUACAACAACCGAGCCUUUUUUCCUCCUGUCUGACACCCGGACAUGAUUUUGCCGCCAGCACUGUCGAAGCCGUUGCCGUCCCCAACGCAGCUGAGGAACUCCAGCCAGCGACCCGCAGUCGCUCCUGUCCUACCGUUACGCUCACCGCCGAUGCUUCAUCCGAACUAAAAAUAUACUACCAGAAUACCAACGGCCUCAGGACAAAAAUUGAUCAACUGUUUCUAUCAUCCACUGAGUUAGACUACGACGUGUACGUGUUCACGGAGACUAAUUUGAACGAUCGCAUUCAAUCUUGUCAGCUCUUCAACAACGAUUUUUGCGUUUAUCGUGUUGAUCGUUGUGCCUCUAACAGUCAGCGUCAAUCGGGCGGAGGCGUGCUCAUAGCCGUAAAGCGGUUAUAUGCGUCAUCUGUUGUCCAGCUCACGGCUGCCGAUAACAUUGAGCAUCUAUGGGUAAAAAUCGCCAUAGAGCCACUGCCACUUUUCAUUGGUGUUCUGUAUUUGCCACCAGAUAAAAGCCGAGACAUUAACUUUGUGAUGCUUCAUAUUGAUGCUGUCUCUGAAAUCAGCAGAAAGUUUAGCGAUAUAGGAAAACUCGUCUUGCUGGGUGACUUUUACCAACCGCGCCUAGCUUGGAAGAGUUCUGGUAGCGGGUAUGCCUUUGUUGAUCCUGUACAGUCACAGCUUUCCUUGGCCAGCCAAUCCCUUCUCGAUAAUAUGGCGUUCCUCAGACUACGGCAGCAUAAUUUAAUACGAAACAACUUAGACCGUGUUUUAGAUCUCGUAUUCUCCAGCGACUCCGUUAUAAAGGAUGGCGCCGUCUCUUUAGCUGUUGAGGAAGUUGUACCAAUUGAUCCUUAUCACCCACCUCUUUGCUUCACUGUUCUUUGUGAGCCUACUGUUUCUUUCCACCAAGAUAUCGAUCUAACUGAACGUGACUUUCGUCGUGGCGACUACGACACUCUAAACGAAUUGCUGUCCGAGGUUGAUUGGUCUGAGCACCUUCGCAUCCUGCGUCGACGGCGCUCCAACUUGCUGAAACAGUAUUGCCAGCAUAGAAGCUUGUAUGCGAAGCGACAAUUUGACGAGGCGAGUCGAACCUACCGGUACGUGAGGCGAAGAGAGGAGGAUCUCCGGCGAAACCCUAAACGUUUUUGGAGCUUUGUAAACUCGAAGCGUAAAGAGAAUGGUCUUCCUAUUCUGAUCCACCUAGGGCAUGUUAAUGCCGCUUCUACGGAAACCAAAUGUGCUCUUUUUUCUCAACAAUUUGCUAGCUUGUUUGAAAACCGGGUGCCCACUGCGGAGGAAAUAGACAUCGCUGUCAGUCUAGUUCCAAGAGACGUGAUAGAUUUCGACGUAUUUAAUAUUAACGCUACGAUGGUUGGAGCUGCAUUACAGAAACUGAAGCAGUCCUAUAAGCCAGGCCCCGAUGGUAUUCCCUCUUGCAUCUUCAAAAAGUGCAGCGCUUCUCUGACUGCUCCCCUCCAGGCGAUUUUCAAUAGAUCACUUCAACAUCAAGUAUUCCCAUCGGAAUGGAAGAUUUCCCAUAUGCUGCCGGUGCACAAGAAAGGCGAAAAGUCCGACAUCGCUAAUUAUCGUGGCAUAACCUCUUUAUCAGCUGGAUCAAAAUGCUUCGAGAUCAUCAUGAAAGAUAUGCUAUUCAGCUCUUGUAGGAGUUAUAUCAGCAUUGCUCAACAUGGAUUCUACCCUAAACGCUCCGUGGACACUAACCUGUGCGAGUUCACAUCAUUUUGUAUCGGUGCAACGGAUGGUGGAGCUCAGGUUGAUGCAGUAUACACCGACAUCAAAGCCGCAUUUGACACCCUGGCUUCGCUCAUACCUGAGCAACAGACAGCUCUUCUUAAAAAUUGGAUCAACAGUAUCUGA